Macadamia integrifolia is the source of this 2002-nucleotide messenger RNA. Its product is annotated as NASP-related protein sim3. The record is from RefSeq and is a predicted model, not a curated record. The coding region runs from base 114 to 1679 and encodes 521 amino acids. NCBI's taxonomy places the organism in Eukaryota, Viridiplantae, Streptophyta, Magnoliopsida, Proteales, Proteaceae. The transcript is spliced from 7 exons. Gene Ontology annotation, molecular function: histone binding. Gene Ontology annotation, biological process: DNA replication-dependent chromatin assembly; CENP-A containing chromatin assembly. Gene Ontology annotation, cellular component: nucleoplasm.
CCCGCCUAGAGAAACCUGUCUCAUUUCAAAGCCAGUUUUCCAUUGUUUUUCCGCCAUAAAGGGCUUUUGCAGCGCAAAGGCCAAACUAAACUCAAACCCUUCUCUUUCCGACCAUGGCUUCCUCCGCGGAAGCUCCCACUACUAUGGGCGCAGUUACAUCACCCGAAGAAAAUACGGAUAAGGAACCUGAACCAUUGUCCGUGAAGGUAGACGAAACGGUUGUCACAGUGGUUCAAGAAACCCUAGCUUCUGAUGAAGCAAUGAUAGACUCGAAAGGUCAGGGAGGGGUGGAAUCUUCCGGCACCUUCGCCGGAGAUUCUUCUACCUCGGCUGAUAACGGCACUGAGAAAACUUUAGAACAUGCUGCCGAGCUUAUGGAGAAAGGAUCAAAGGCCCUAAAAGAGAGCGAUUACACUGAAGCGGCUGAAUGUUUCAGCCGUGCUGUGGAGAUCAGGGUUGCACACUACGGUGAACUUGCUCCAGAAUGUGCUGUUGCCUACUAUAAAUAUGGAUGUGCCCUGCUGUACAAAGCCCAAGAAGAAGCUGAUCCUUUGGGUACAAUGCCCAAGAAGGAGGUUAAUUCUCAACAAAAUUCUAGUGGACAUGAAACUACUAUGAAAGCAAAUGAUGGGGAAUGUUCCAUCACUUCUGCUGUAAGUGAGGGCAAACAAGCUGAGGCUUCAAUUUUCAAUGGGGAAGAACAAGUCAAUGGUGCUGGUGAUGACGAUCAGGUUGAAGAGGGUGAUGGGGAGAGUGAAGAUGAGGACCUGGCUGAAGUCGAUGAAGAUGAAUCUGACCUUGAUCUAGCAUGGAAGAUGCUGGAUAUUGCAAGGGCAAUUGUUGAAAGGCAUCCUGGUGACACAAUGGAAAAAGUGGACAUAUUGUCAGCUUUGGCAGAGGUUGCUUUAGAAAGAGAGGACAUUGAGACUUCUAUAAGUGACUAUCUUAAAGCACUUUCCAUCCUGGAAUGCCUGGUUGAACCAGACAGUCGACAAAUUGCUGAACUAAAUUUCAGGAUAUGCUUGUGUCUGGAGGUUGGGUCGAAGGCUCAAGAAGCCAUUCCAUAUUGUCAGAGGGCCUUAUCAAUUUGCAAGGCUCAGGUGGGAAGACUCAUCAAUGAAGUUAAUGAACUAAAGAGAAAAACAUGCUCGGGAGAGGCGAUGGAUGUUGCUGACCCCUGUCAGAAGAACCAACAAUCAUUUGCUGGGUCUCAAGCUGAACCUUCAGUCUCAGAGAAGGAAUCUGAGAUUGGGACACUGAAGGAACUCUCCAGCGAGUUGGAAAGGAAGCUUGAAGACCUCCAACAGCUUGUCUUAACCCCGUCAUCUAUCUUUUCUGAAGUCCUUAAAAUGGUUUCUGCGAAAGCAACCGGCAACCAGAAGUGUGCACCUUCAACAGCAUUGAGCUCUUCGCAGAUGGGUACUGUCCAGGAGAGUGUGGGCUUUGACUCUCCAACUGUUUCAACAGGUCAUACAAAGGAGACUGUGAGUGUCACUCAUCUUGGUGUGGUAGGAAGAGGCAUUAAACGGCCGUUAACGAACCCAGGCAGUACUGAACCCAGCCCGUUGAAGAAGCCCUUGCAGGAUUCGUCAGAAGGGAAAAGUGGUGUAGACCCCAUCCCAGUGGAGAAGAAUACACUGGAAUCCUCAGGAGAGAAAAGUGAUGCCAGCAUCUCUUGAAGGCAUAUGCAGUUCAGCAGCACCGACAAUUUGUUGCAUUUGUCAAGUUGACCAAGCUGGUAUGAAAACUAAUAGCAACUCGUGUUGUAUGGAAGUUUCCUAGUGGUGGCUUGGAGGUGCCCCUUUUGCAAGCUAGUUUUCUAGGACUAAUAGCUGACUGGAGAAUUUCAUUACAACAUUACUUUUGGCUUUAGUGUGGUAAUCAAUCAGACCUUUUUUUUUUUAUGUGGCUCUGUUUGUUUCGACAUAAAAUUCCUAGGAAGUAAAAAUAUAGUGAGGAAAAUAUGUUACUUAUAAUAUAUUUUUCAUUUUUGGGGAUCAGA